Molecule: messenger RNA, 8954 nt
Organism: Magnolia sinica
Lineage: Eukaryota; Viridiplantae; Streptophyta; Magnoliopsida; Magnoliales; Magnoliaceae
Product: serine/threonine-protein kinase ATR
Exons: 16
Coding region: 76-8319 (2747 amino acids)
Biological process (GO): DNA damage checkpoint signaling; protein phosphorylation; telomere maintenance
Cellular component (GO): nucleus
Molecular function (GO): protein binding; protein serine/threonine kinase activity
Source: RefSeq, a predicted model, not a curated record
GGUCGUCCCCUCGCAUUUCGAAAUAGAGAGGGAACAUCCUCAGAGAGAGAGAGAGAGAGAGAGAGAGAGCGAGAGAUGGCGAACCUGUCGAGCCUCGUCCACGAGCUGCGUGAGCGCAUCGCCGCGUCCUCCUCGCCUUCCCAACCCACCGACGACCCGGACCCGCUAGAGACCCGUUUCCGUUCCGUCCUUCCCAACCUCCUCCAUGCUUACGUCAUCCCUUCUUCUACAGCCAACGAGCGAGAAGUCACUGCAGUCCUGAAGCUCCUCUCCCACACCGCCAGGAACUUCCCCGGCGUCCUCUUCCAUGGAAAGGCCAGCGCCGUUCUCCCAGUCAUCGGCCGCAUCCUUCCGUUCCUUGCCGAGCCUGCUUUCCUCUCUCGACAUGGAGUCAUUUUUGAGACAAUUGCAUCUCUUGUAUCAUUACUCCGCACAGGAGAACGAGAAGCAUAUCGUCAGUUUUUCUUAGAUGCCAUGCUGAUGGUUGAAGAUCUUUUAUCUUUGGCAUCGCUAUAUGACAAAUCAAACAUCAUAGCUUCCAGAAGAGUUUCAUUGAGGUGUUUCUAUGAGUCUUUUAAUGGAAUAUGCAGUGCUCCAUCUAUUUUCAGUGACCUUCCAGAAUGUUGCAGGCCUACAGAUGGCCCUGGUCUUCUGAUUGAUCUCACAGAUAAGCAAAGGUGGCAGCCUUUUGCUACUUGGACUACUAAGCUUCUUAGCAAAUGUCUAACUGAGGGAACACUUUAUGUGGAAGGACUUGUCAAUGCAUCAUUUGUAUCUGCUCUGUGUACUCUAUUAUGUCAUGGGGAUGCUGCUUUGCAUAUGGCAUGCUUUGACUUUGUGCGUAUUACAACAUCAUUAAUCAAUAAAGAAAUUGUUCCCACCGAGAACCUUAUCCGAACAAUGUCAUGCAUAUUAGGGCAAGAUGAAAAGGAACUUCCAAUGUUCAGAAGCACAAUAUAUGAUUCCUCCAUGGGUGCUUGCCUUCAUAUACUGCAUUCUAGCUGUAGCGAUGAUGUUGUCAAGUUCACAGCUGGAGACUUGGUUAAUGUUUUCCCUCAAUCAAUGCGGAGUGACAGCCCAGAGCUUAAGGUUGCAAUGUGCACUGCAUACAUACGAAUUGCUAAAAUCUGCCCGCCACAUAUAUGGAGGCCAGGACUGGUUGUUGAUAUACUUUGUUCUUCAAAACCGUGCUUCGCAUUGAUUGAUUGUAUCCGAGUGGUGGUUGGUACACUUGGUCCUAAUUGUAUUGGAGAGGAAGCUGUCAGUGAUAGUAUUGGGGUUCCAUCAUCUUCAAGUGGCAAAGGAGUUGAUAGCUCUACUGUGGGAGAGAAGCGAGUGGCUCAGGACAUGGAAAGUUUGAAGAGAAAGCGCCAAAAGAUACAAGCAGAGAGACUUGUUUCCAGUACUAACGUUCAAUUGGGUGGUGAAUCAUGUACUGGCACAUUCGCACGUGAGCAAGACAGAGAUUACUCAGAUUACAUGCGAGGGUUACUCAUCUCAUUCAUUGGCCAUUUGAAACCAGGCGACUUUAAAGAUACUCCUUUGAGACCAGAAACUGCAUUAAUGGCUCUUAGCAUGCUUUGCAUCGUCUUCUGUAACCAUCCACAGACCAAAUUGUCACUUACCAUUUUUCAGCAAAUGCAUGCCUGGAUACCUUGGAUAUGUGAGCAGGCAAAGCAAAGCAGUUCACUCAUGUUUGAUGUAUCCAUCUAUUUGGAAGCAGUUCACAACUUGUUGCUUAUGCAUGAUUCUCAUCCUGUGUGGAUGAGGCUUUUUGAAGAUAAACAUGAUGGUUGCAUGAAUAGCACAGAGACCAUAAAUUGUGAUCAGCCGGUACAUCCAGGCCUGAUAGAUUUUGUGCUAAAACUUCCAUGGACUCAUUCUCUUCUGGCGGCUCAAGCUCAUUCACUCUGGAAAACAAAAUGUCUCUCUGUUCAAGUCGUCUCGAAGAUUGGCACUAGAUUAAAAACUGAAAGUGAUCUUGAAGUCCUGGACUUGGCUAUUUGUGAUGAAGCUGAAGAAGUCAGAGCUGAAGGUGUUAUUUCUCUGCCAGUGGUUGUCUUGUGCUCUGGAAGUGGUCUACUUCCACAAGUUUAUAGAAGAAUGGAGUCCCUUGGGAAAGAUGAGUCCAGCCUAGUUAAUAAAAUGGUUCCUUAUUCAAUUGGCUACUUGUCAUGUCUUUUUGGAUCGUGUAAUGCUACCCAGGAUUUAAAUGAAAGUCCUUGCAGACUGUUCUUAUGUAGUGACAAUGGGAAACAGAUUCAGACGAUGGAUCUUUUGUUGGGAGGAUUCUGGUGUCCACAGUGUGACAAAAAAAAUUCACAUAAUCGAGAUCAAUACUCCAAUGUUCUAGACAUGCCUCAGGUGCAAAGGAUGGAAGCUGAUUUUGAUUUUGUUAACCUUCAGUCUCUUUUUUUUAGGCUUCUUUUUGAUGAGUCAUCUGAUGAGGUGCAAGUUGCUUGCGUGGGAAUAAUUUCACGAAUUCUCAGACAUGGUACUCAAGAUAUCCUGCUUAAAACAAAAUUUCAGUGGACACAAUGCAUUGAAUAUUUACUUCUUCACGGUAAGAAGGUUGUUAGGGAAGCAUUUUGCGCACAGAUUAGCAGCUUCCUUGAGGGCCACAUUCUUGACUGCUUAUUUGUUGAUGGGGAGUCAUGUAGUAAAACAAAAGAACAGAAAUUUCUGGACAAACUAAAGCAUGCUUUGGUGGCAACUGAGGAUGCCCAGAUUCUUGAGACUCUUUUGGAGUCGACAGCCGAGAUUAUGAAUGCUGUUGAUAUCCAUGGGCAGGUUUUUUUCUUUUCUCUUAUUUUAUUGGUUGAUCAGCUUGAUAAUCCUCAUGUGAUAGUAAGGAUGACUGCGUCAAGGUUAAUACUUAGAUCGUGCUACUUCCACCUUAAAGGAGGAUUUGAACUAAUCCUAUCUAAGUUUAUUCAUAUCCGAGAUGAGCUGUUUGAUUAUCUCUGUGCCAGGCUUGUGAGCCGCCCAGCAAUGAUCCAAGAGUUUGCAGAGGCUGUUGUUGGUAUUGAUACUGAGGAACUUGUAAGGAGAAUGGUUCCUGUUGUUCUUCCAAAGCUUGUGGUUUCUCAGCAGGAUAAUGAUCAAGCUUUCAUCACCUUACAAGAAUUAGCAAAGCAUUUGAAUACAGAUGUGGUACCGUUGAUUGUUAAUUGGUUACCUAAAGUGCUUGCUUUUGCUCUUCUCCGAGCAGAUAGGCAGGAGUUGCUCUCUGCUUUGCAGUUUUAUCAUAUGCAAACUGGAUCAGACAAAAAAGAAAUUUUUUCAGCUGCUUUACCAGCACUUCUUGAUGAACUUAUCUGCUUCCAUGGUGACGGUGAUUUGGAUGAGACUAACAAAAGGACAGCAAGAGUUCCUCAGAUGAUCCAAGAGGUUGCUAGAAUCCUCACAGGUUCUGAUGACCUUCCAGGGUUCUUGAGGAAUCACUUUGUUGGUCUUCUUAACAGCAUUGAUCGAAAAAUGCUUCAUACUGAAGAUCUUUUCCUGCAGAAACAGGCCUUGAAACGUAUUGAAAAGCUUAUUGAAAUGAUGGGCUCUCAUCUUAGUACAUAUGUUCCAAAACUUAUGGUUCUUCUAAUGCACGCUGUUGAGAAAGAAACACUUCAAAAUGAGGGUCUUUCUGUCUUGCUUUUCUUCAUCAAGCAGUUGGCCAGGGUAUCACCUUCCAGCAUGAAACACGUGAUCUCUCAAGUUGUUGCUUCUCUUAUCCCAUGCCUGGAAAGAUAUAGAGAGAAUCCUUCUUUACAUUUGAACAAAAUUGUGGACGUUUUGGAAGAACUUGUGGUUGAGAAUAGGCUACUGCUGAAGCAGCAUAUCCGUGAGCUGCCUUUGUUACCAACCAUUCCAUCCCUGUCCAAAGUAAAUACAGUCAUACAAGAAGCAUGUGGAUCAAUGACGUUGAUGGAUCAGCUGCGAAAUGUUGUUGAUGGUCUAAACCACGAGAGCUUAAAUGUAAGGUAUAUGGUGGCUUGUGAGUUAAGCAAACUAUUGGAUCUGCGAAGAGAGGAUGUUACAGCUGUGAUAGCAGGUGAAGUUGGUUCAGAUUUGGACAUUGUGAGCUCGUUGAUCACAUCCUUACUCAGAGGGUGUGCAGAGGAAUCAAGGACUGCAGUGGGCCAGCGGCUGAAAUUGGUUUGUGCCGAUUGCCUAGGAGCACUUGGUGCUGUGGAUCCUGCCAAAUUCAAGGGAAUCUCAUGUCAACGCUUCAAGAUUGAAUGCUCAGACGAUGAUCUUAUCUUUGAGUUGAUUCACAAGCAUCUUGCCCGGGCAUUUAGAGCUGCAUCUGACACUAUUGUUCAAGAUUCAGCUGCACUAGCUAUACAGGAGCUGCUGAAGCUUGCUGGUUGCCAGGCAUCACUGGAUGAGAAUGUUGUGGCUUAUACAUCACAGUCACUGAAGGGAAAGGAGUCUGUAUAUAUAUCUGAAAGUUGUGGCAAAAACGAUUGCAGUGAGAUGAAUAUGAGGGGUCAGAGACUGUGGGACCGUUUCUCUAACUAUGUUAAAGAAAUCAUCGCACCAUGCCUGACCUCAAGGUUUCAACUUCCAAACGUGGCUGAUUUAACAUCUGUUGGGCCAAUAUACAGGCCUUCUAUGUCGUUCAGAAGAUGGAUAUUCUCUUGGAUCAGGAAGUUGACAGUGCAUGCAACUGGUUCUCGCGCAGGUAUUUUCAAUGCAUGCCGCGGCAUAGUACGUCAUGACAUGCAAACGGCUAUGUAUUUGCUGCCAUAUUUGGUCCUUAAUGCUGUCUGUCACGGUACUGCAGAGGAACGCCAUAGCAUAACUGAGGAGAUUCUCUCUGUUCUCAAUGCAGCGGCUUCAGAGAACAGUGGAGCUGCAGUUCAUGGUAUUGCCGGGAGACAGAGCGAAGUCUGUAUUCAGGCUGUAUUCACUCUACUAGAUAAUCUUGGACAAUGGGUGGACGAUCUUAAACAAGAAGUUGCCCUUUCUCAAUCUCUUCAUGCUGGGGUCUCUAAGCAAUCGUCUAAGGCGAAGAAUAAAACUAUGGAGUCUAUAUCUGAUUUGGAUCAACUCCUUAUACAAUGUAAUAAUGUUUCUGAGCUUUUGGCUGCCAUUCCGAAAGUUACCCUCUCUAGAGCAUCCUUCCAUUGCCAGGCUUAUGCUCGUUCUUUGAUGUACUUUGAGUCACAUGUGCAGAGCAAAUCAGGCUCCUUUAACCCAGCGGCUGAGAGGAGCGGCAUCUUCGCGGACGAAGAUGUCUCAUUUUUGAUGGAGAUAUACAGUGGUUUAGAUGAGCCUGAUGGUCUCUCCGGCUUUGCCCAUCUACGGAAAUCAUCGAAUCUGCACGACCAACUUCGGAUAAAUGAAAAGGCAGGUAAUUGGGCAGAGGUUUUAACUUCUUGCGAGCAGGCUUUGCAGAUGGAACCUACCUCUGUUCAGAGACAUUCAGGUGUGCUUAACUGUCUGCUAAACAUGUGCCACCUUCAGGCCAUGGUUACUCAUGUUGAUGGAUUGAUUUCUAGGAUACCGCAGUACAAGAAAACUUGGUGCAUGCAAGGUGUGCAGGCAGCUUGGAGACUCGGAAGAUGGGAUCUGAUGGAUGAGUACCUUUCUUUUGCUGAUAAAGAAGGUUUAGCCUGUAGCAGCUCCGAUAGUGCUUCCUUUGACAUGGGUCUCGCCAAGAUUCUACAGGCAAUGAUGAAGAAAGACCAGUUCAUGGUAGCAGAAAAAAUUGCCCAGUCUAAACAAGCCUUGCUAGUCCCUCUAGCAGCUGCGGGCAUGGAGUCCUACAUGCGUGCAUACCCAUUUGUCGUAAAGCUUCACAUGCUACGUGAAUUGGAAGAUUUCAAUACUCUUCUAGCUGAUGACUCAUUCUUGGAAAAAUCAUUUCAUUUGGAUGACCCAAGAUUUUCAAAGGUUAUAAAGGACUGGGAUAAUCGUCUCAGAUUCACACAGCCUUUGCUGUGGGCAAGGGAGCCACUGUUAGCUUUCCGCAGGCUGGUUUUCAGUGCUAGCAACCUCGGUGCUCAAGUUGGGACCUGCUGGCUCCAAUAUGCAAAGCUCUGCCGUUCUGCUGGCCAUUAUGAGACAGCCAAUCGUGCAAUUUUAGAAGCGCAGGCUUCGGGUGCGCCAAAUGUUCACAUGGAGAAGUCAAAGCUUCUAUGGAGCACUAGAAAAUCUGAUUGUGCCAUAGAUGAAUUGCAGCAAUCGCUUCUGAACAUGCCUGCUGAAGUUCUGGGUGCUGCUGCUAUCUCAUCACUUACCAGUCUCUCGCUUGUUCUGCCGAAUCCAUGCUCAGUUUGCACUAGUCAGGCAUCGAACGAGAACCAAGAUGUGGCUAAAACCCUCCUCCUUUAUACCCGAUGGAUCCAUUACACUGGACAGAAGCAGAAGGAAGAUGUGAUAAAUCUCUACAGUAGAGUUAGGGAACUCCAACCCAAAUGGGAGAAGGGAUUUUUCUUUAUGGCUAAAUAUUGUGAUGAUUUGCUGGUUGAUGCCCGGAAGCGACAGGAAGACAACCAGGAAGGGUUGAUGGAUGCGCGAUCUAGAUCGAAAUGUGCAGUAUCAACUUCAGUGGGUGGUAGCUCCGUAAAUACUUCUGCUGAAGAAAAGCCUUGGUGGUCGUACCUUCCAGAUGUUUUAUUAUUUUAUGCAAAAGGACUUCAUAGGGGUCAUAAGAAUCUUUUUCAGGCACUCCCGAGGUUGUUAACUCUCUGGUUCGAAUUUGGAAGCAAAUACCACAGAGAUGGCCUAGCAUCCAAUAAAGCAUUGAAAACUAUCCAUGGAAGGAUCAUGAGCGUCAUGCGGGGCUGCCUGAAGGAUUUGCCAACAUAUCAGUGGUUAACAGCUCUACCUCAGUUGGUUUCUAGAAUCUGCCACCAAAAUGACGAAAUUGUUCGGCUGGUCAAACAUAUCAUAACCUCUGUUCUACAGGAAUACCCACAGCAAGCCCUUUGGACCAUGGCUGCAGUUUCAAAGUCUACUGUUGCUGCAAGGCGUGAUGCAGCAGCUGAGAUCAUACAAGCUGCGCGGAAAGGGUCCGGGCAGGGGAGCGAUAUCAACAGCCUUUUUGUUCAGUUUGCAAGCCUAAUAGAUCAUCUGAUCAGGCUGUGCUUUCAUGCAGGACAGUCAAAGGCGAAAACAAUCAAUAUCUCGACAGAGUUCAGUGCCUUGAAACGGAUGAUGCCACUAGGAAUAAUAAUGCCAGUUCAACAAGCCCUUACUGUUACUCUUCCUACAUAUGAUGCGAGUCUGACAAGUUCCAAAUUUGACAUCUUCUCAGCUGCAGACCAUGCUACUAUAUCAGGAAUUGCUGACGAAGCUGAGAUCCUUACAUCUCUUCAGCGACCAAAGAAAGUUGUUUUUCUUGGGAGUGAUGGUAUUGAACAUCCUUUUCUCUGCAAACCAAAGGAUGACCUUAGGAAAGAUGCACGUAUGAUGGAGUUCACGGCAAUGAUUAACCGUCUAUUAUCCAAAUACCCUGAAAGCCGCAGGAGAAAGCUCUACAUCCGCACCUUCGCUGUGAUCCCACUCACGGAGGAUUGUGGGAUGGUAGAGUGGGUGCCCCAUACCCGUGGGUUGCGACAUAUUCUUCAGGACAUCUACAUAACCUGUGGGAAGUUUGACAGGCAGAAGACAAACCCCAUCAUUAAGCGCAUAUAUGAUCAGUGUCAGGGUAAGAUGCCGGAAGAUGAGAUGCUGAAGAUGAAAAUCCUUCCAAUGUUUCCUCCUGUUUUCCACCAAUGGUUCUUGACUACCUUCUCCGAGCCAGCUGCUUGGUUCCGGGCUCGGGUUGCAUAUGCACACACUGCUGCUGUAUGGUCAAUGGUUGGCCAUAUUGUAGGUCUGGGUGAUAGGCAUGGUGAGAACAUCCUUUUUGAUUCCACCACUGGAGAUUGUGUACAUGUUGAUUUCAGUUGCUUGUUUGACAAGGGCCUGCAAUUGGAGAAGCCUGAGUUGGUUCCUUUCAGACUAACCCAGAACAUGAUUGAUGGCUUAGGCAUCACUGGAUAUGAAGGCAUCUUUUUAAGGGUAUGUGAGAUUACGCUUUCCGUGCUGAGGACCCAUAGGGAGACUUUAAUGAGCGUCCUUGAAACUUUCAUCCAUGAUCCUCUUGUUGAGUGGACAAAAUCUCACAAGUCCAGUGGAGUAGAGGUUCAGAAUCCUCAUGCACAGAGGGCCAUGAGUAGCAUUGAAGCAAGGCUUCAAGGAGUUGCUGUUGGUGUCGGGGCAGCGCCAUCUUUGCCUCUAGCAGUAGAAGGACAAGCUCAUCGUUUGAUUGCUGAAGCAGUGUCACACAAAAACCUUGGGAAAAUGUACAUAUGGUGGAUGCCUUGGUUCUAGACUUCAAGGAGUUAAAGCUGAAGACAGAUGUAUCAUAUAAAAAAUGGGAGCACGAGUAGGACGGAGAACUUGAUGGUGGCAGAUCUUGUUUCUUUGAUCAGCUAUUGAGUAGGUUCCUUGCAGUUGCCAAUGAGAUACUGCACUUAAAGCAAAGCCCUCAAACUGAGUCCAUAUGGGACCAAUGAUAUGGAAAAAAGAACACAAAACUUGUUUCCUAGAAGAGAUCCUAUACUUCUCUAAGGAGAAUAACCACCAUUAACUCUACACUGGCCAACCUUCCAACUUACCUUUUCCAAAAUCCUGGCCAAGAUGGCCAUGUGGCCAAGGCCCAUUUGGACGGCUUAAAUCGCAUUACUCAUGGCGAGGCCCAUGAGGCAAAUAUGAGAAAAGUAAGGUCAAGUGGUUAUUUUUGUUAAUUGUGGAGUUUGGAGAGUAUCUUUGUAAAUUUCUUUUUUGUAUUGACUCAUUGCUAGUUGUUGGAGUUAAUUUUAGGUUGUUGGUGUUAGUUGCGAUUAGCAAUUAAUAACCAUGAUUAGGUGGUGUAAAUCAUUAUUAGUUAUGAGUUAGAAUGUUAGGGGUUGUUGUUAGGAGACCUAUAAAUACAUUGUAAUAGUCGCAGUAAGGGAGUUUUGAUU